This is a messenger RNA of Aphidius gifuensis, 807 nucleotides long. It is a transcript of the gene Vps37B, whose product is annotated as vacuolar protein sorting-associated protein 37B. Gene Ontology annotation, cellular component: ESCRT I complex. NCBI's taxonomy places the organism in Eukaryota, Metazoa, Arthropoda, Insecta, Hymenoptera, Braconidae. Gene Ontology annotation, biological process: protein targeting to membrane; ubiquitin-dependent protein catabolic process via the multivesicular body sorting pathway; protein targeting to vacuole. The record is from RefSeq and is a predicted model, not a curated record. The transcript is spliced from 5 exons. The coding region runs from base 139 to 804 and encodes 221 amino acids.
CACACAGCAGCACCAAAUCAUCAGCAAUUUUUUAACAACAUCAUCAUCAUAUCUAUCAAUAUCUAUUAACAAUAACAAAAGUACUCCAUAAUAAUAAAUAAUAAUUGCAUUAUUGAGUUUUAUUUACCAACAAACAUAAUGGCAAAUUUAGAAUCAUCUGUUUUAAUGGGAGCUCUUGAAGAAGCAUCACAAAAAAUGAACAGAUUGACAACUGAAGAAUUAAAAGAUGUUCUAAAUGACGAUGAAAAAAUUGAAACAAUCAUUGCUGACAUGAAAUUUUCAAAUUUUAAACACUUGGAUAAUGAAAAAGAAAAAUUAAUGGCAAGCAAUAGAUCACUUGCUGAGGUAAAUUUAGCAAAACAGCCACAGUUGGAAGAAGGAAAAAGAUCAAUAAGUGAACUGAUUGAAAAAGGCAUUGAAUUAGGUGAAAAUACUCGUCAAAAACGUGAAUUAUUAAAGGAAAAAUCUGGAUCUAUGUCUGUUGAGUCAGCACUUGAACUUUUACAAUCAGCUGCUGCUGAACUUGAAGAAGAAACAGAGAAAUUAGCUGAAACAUUUCUUUCUGGUGAAUAUGCUGUUGAUGAAUUUCUUGAGAAAUUUUUAAUUAGAAAAAAAUUAGUCCAUUUGAGAAAAGUAAAAAUUGAUAAAAUGCGUGAAUUAAUGAGAAAAUCAACAAUGAAAACAACAACAACACCUGGUUAUCCAACAAGUAAUUAUCCUGGCAUGGCACCUGGUGCUGUUCCAUAUCCACUUGGUGACAUUGGUAUGCCAAUGCCAAUUCCUCCAUCAUACAGACCAUUUUAAAAA